This is a messenger RNA of Myiozetetes cayanensis, 5258 nucleotides long. It is a transcript of the gene MACIR, whose product is annotated as macrophage immunometabolism regulator. Gene Ontology annotation, biological process: negative regulation of cytokine production involved in inflammatory response; negative regulation of fibroblast migration. NCBI's taxonomy places the organism in Eukaryota, Metazoa, Chordata, Aves, Passeriformes, Tyrannidae. Bases 2941 to 3564 code for a protein of 207 amino acids. The record is from RefSeq and is a predicted model, not a curated record. The transcript is spliced from 2 exons.
UACUGAAGAGUAAAGAGAGGCUGGGAGUUGUGUUUAGAUGUUCAUUGUGCUACCUGUGAUGCUCACUGAUUGCCCUUGUGCGCUCUCAGGUGCAUUAAAGAGUUGUUUUACUGAGUAUGGAACUUGCUCAGCUGCUUUGGUUUGUUAGCAGGCAUGUUUUGCCAUUGCUGUCUCUGCAUAUUAAGAUAUUAGGGGAGUGUCUCUGUACAGUUGAGGUGCUGUUUGAGUAGUCUACAGCAGGUCUUAAUUGUCUAUGUAUGAUAUUUAUAUGCUAUUUUACAUAGGGGUUUAUCUGGCAUCAGUGUGUGUAUGUAGCUAUUAUUAGGAAAAAAGGAAAUUAUGUACUUUAGCAGAUGUUUCCCAUGAACGUGUUUUUGUCAGAGUGUUCUCCAGAGUGGGCCAGUGUGUCAUGCACACUCAUACAUAUGUGCUGGCAUAGCUGCCUGCAGAAAUGAAUUGAUGGCAGAAAGCUGCUCCACCCACCACCACCCUCCUGCUGUUGGUGUAUUUUGAACCAUAUUCUGUCUGACGUGGUAUGCUUGCUCAAUUUUAUUUUUUCUCCCCCUUGAGGGAGAGCCUUUGUUAGAAUAAUGAAGAUGGAGGAGGGUGGUUCUCGCAGUGGCCGUGGAGGGAAAUGAGGCAGUGGCAGUUCAAUCGCUGAAAUUAAGCUCUUGCAUAACAGCACUGACAUUACAGCGUGGCUUUCUCUAUAAUCUCUUCUUUGACCAGCCUUAUGCUGCUGGCCUGGCCACCAGGCAUCCAUAAUCACAUGCAAAUACACCUUGUUGUGGCAAAGUCAGAUGAACUCAGUAUUCUGGGACAAAGAUUUCUCUUCACACUAGUUGUAAGUUUAAUAGAAAUUUACUGUGCCUUCUUGUGCUGUUGGACUUUUAAUAAUUAUUAUUCCAUACUUGCAUGACUUAAAUACUUGUUCUUAAGUAGCAUUUUGGUGAGGGAAGGAGCAUUUGACGAGUAGGCAGACAACUUUAAGGCCUUUGUAUAUGUAACUCUCCUGAGCCGGAGUAAGUGACCUUUAGCAGUGUGAUGGUAUAAGUGAGUGAUGCACCCUCCCAACAAAUAUCUAAAUAUCUGCUGCAGAUUGUAUCAAGUAAGACAAAGAAGUAGCAGUUUAAAGUGCUUCUGUUAAAACAUAAAACUCAGAUAACUAAAUUGCAUUGAUUAUACGUGUUUUUCUUGAUAUCUUUGAGUAGGUCUUAUUUUUAAAGUGUAUUUAUUUGAAUAACUGUUCUGAGUCUCAAAGGACUGAGUAUAGUUGUUUACAUUGGUAGUUUCAAAAUAACGUCACAGAACUGUAUUUUGAGACCUGACAAUAGAGAACAAAACCAAACAUGAAUUUCUUAUCUGACACAAAACCAAUGCAGACCUUUAGUCCCAUUAGCAUUUUGGUUUUCAAAGACAAAAAUAAGUAUUUAUGCAGUGAAAUCUGCAAUACUUUAAAUACUUUGUUUUGUUGACUUUGUUUCCUAUCUAUUGUUUUUGAAAGGCAGUUUAGUUUUUAGUUGACAAGUCAGGUUGUUUGGUUUUUUUUUUUCCAAGUGGGCUAAUCUGAGACUGGAGAGAACUUCCAAAAUGAAACUUAGAUAUUGGUUGAUGAAAAAAUGAAGAUAAAAAUAGAUAAAUAGAAAUGCAAUUACAAGGAAAACUUACUAGCUAAAGAAUAAAAACUAUGUUGUACAAUAUGCAUCAGCAUCUUUACAUGUAUCUCACUGUCUCAUCUUUUGAUGAGUAACAAAAACAACCACCUUUAUGCUGGCCAGGAGCAUCAUUUUACUGACAGAAUGAAUGUUCAUCUCUGAUUCCAUCUAGCAAGGAAGUCCCACUGUUCAUAUGAAAGCCAAAUAUUUCAGAGAAGUUAUCCUCUGUUAAACACUUCCAUCUAGUAUUGCUUGGCAAAGGGAUGCUAGAGUUAAGUGGCCUUCUUUCCCACCAUUUGCUUUUACUUUUCCUGCUUGCUAAGUCUGCUCAUACAAAAUUCAUUAGACCGGUCAGACUCUUGACAUUCCAUCUGUCUCUCUUUUGUGUAAAUUGUAUGCUCUGCCAUGCUGGUCUGGUCUGAGCUAGUCACUGGAUUUGCUAAUUGUAGCACCUCAGUAAUGCACUUGUGAUCCUGUUUAAUCUUAAAAGGUAGUUUCCUGGAUCAUAGUUGUUUUCUGUUUAAAGCUACAUUAAUAACAAGAAUUAACAAACUGGUUAAAUAGUUCUUGCAGCAGGAACAAAUUGUUAGAAAUUCAUGUAAUCUUUUUGAAAAUAUAAUUCCUAGUUCUGUGUAAAUCAUGCGGUAUUUAUUGUCUAGUAUACUGGCGAGCUGAAUGGCUUAAUACUUUACCUGUUGACAAGAAACGGCCCCCCCAACACUCCCCUAUCCCCCCAUCCCACUUUACUGGUUGUUUUGUGGGCUUUUGUUUUACAUCACAUUCUGUAGUUAGUGCACUGGCUUUAUUAAUUCAGUAAUAUCCAUUCAUCUGUUUUCUUAAGGCCUGUAGGAUUAUAACGUAUGCCUUAUGCAUAUUUUAAUUUUCUUGCAUGUGAUUUUGAGGAAGUAAAUCUGUUCUAAACUUAGUUCUUACUCCAUUUGAAUGUUGUCUUGUGUGGUGCAACAAUUUAAUAUUACCUCGGUUCUCUUUAGCUUAGAGUACUUUGGAAUUUCUUCUAAGAGACAGAGCUGUUGAAGAAUGUGUGUAUUUUAUUGAUCCCUUUCAUGCUUGUUCUCUGUGAUUUUUUUUUUUUUUAACUUAAACAUGGUAUCAGUCUGUAAAACAAAGCGCGGUGAAGCAGCAUAGUCUAAAUCCCUUCAGCAGAAGGUAAAGAGGAUGACUAAAACAAAUAUUCUUCUCUGGCAGUGUGGGCAACAGUAUCCCAACUUGCCCUGGAAGAGCCUGGAAGCUGACACAUCUCAAGGAGGAUAGUCUUGUGUUUAAAAUGGAAGUUGACAUAAAUGGAGAGUCCAGAACUGCCCUGUCCACCCUCCCUGUGCCUCUUGCAGAGGUGGGCUCUGCAGGCAGGAUGGAAGCUGAAAAGCCCCGCUGUUCCAGUACCCCCUGCUCGCCCAUGCGGCGGACAGUUGCGGGAUACCAGAUUCUCCACAUGGAUUCUAACUACCUGGUGGGCUUCACAACUGGAGAGGAGCUGCUAAAAUUAGCCCAGAAAUGUACAGGAGCUGAAGAGAACAAAGGAGAAUCUGGGCCGAACUUGCGCUCCAAGCAGCUGGAUCCAGGACUCAUGCGCUCCUCCCGUUUGUACAAAACGAGAAGUAGGUACUACCAGCCAUAUGAGAUCCCAGCAGUAAAUGGGAGGAGGAGGAGGCGGAUGCCCAGCUCAGGGGAUAAAUGCAAUAAAGCUUUACCAUAUGAACCUUACAAGGCACUUCAUGGUCCCCUGCCUCUCUGCCUUUUGAAAGGUAAAAGGGCUCAUUCAAAAUCCCUGGACUACCUCAAUUUAGACAAAAUGAGCAUUAAAGAACCUGCUGACACAGAAGUGCUACAAUACCAGCUCCAACACCUCACCCUUAGAGGGGACCGUAUGUUUGCAAGGAAUAGCACAUGAGCUGUCAUCUUGAACUUAGAAAUGAUUUCUGAUCCUUUCUCUGUUGCUGCAAAAAUCCACUAUUGUACUGUGUACAUGACUGUCCACAUUGUAGGUGGUUGUAUCAGCUAAAUGUUACCAGAAAGUAAUUUAUUUGAAUAGAGUCUUGGCAAUGCAAUGUGUUAAAAAUACUCAGAGGGAGAAAUCUUCUCUGAGCAAGCAGCUUCUGAUGCAAAUUUGACUGCGAUCAGUGGAUAUUUCUUUGGACUCAUUUUAAAAAAAAAAAAAAAAAGCCUUUGAUUUUUGAGUUUGGGGUGGUUUUUUUUUGUACAGCUAGAUCUACUGUUUACGGUAAUCUAACACUGAAAAAUUGGUGAUGUCUGCUUGGUUGUUGCUAAUUUUGGCUUGAUGUUAGAAACUGCCCUUGGAUAAGUACUCAAGUUUAGAAGGUUCUUUGGUUUUACUUUUUGUUUCUGUAUUCAAUAGGAAAAUGAAUGGGUUUUGACAGCAUGGAAAGUGACUGAAUAAAUCACUUUCUAUUUAAACAAUCCAGUUCAAACAAUUUUAUACUGUACUUGUGCUAGUGAUGAGGGUGAGAUUUGCUUAUAAAGCAAACCUUUGCUACUUGAAUCCUAUUAAAUUAUUUUUUCAAUUUCUGCAUGGAAGCAAUUGCUUUGCCUUUCCUAUAAAACAUGUUCAGAAUAAGUAUGUGGGUUUUUUAAAGCAAAUCUUUUGAGGAGUGAAGAUUUUAUUGUUUUUGUUGAUUUUAUUUUUUACAUUGUCUUGAGAGACAAAUUUGAAUGUCUGCACUGGUAUGUCAGUAAUGUUUUUGAGUUUAAUUUAUGAUUUCUGUACCAUGUGUAGUAGCAGAAGGUGUCAAAUAACAUCAGCGUAGAUUUGGAAAUUCUGUUGACUUGAAGCACUGAACACUUGAGAUCUGGAGGGCUGAUUUUAUUUGAAAGGGUACAAGUGAAGUAUAUCUAUAUCUGCAUUGAAGAGAUGAUCCUGGAUUAUUCAACAGAGUAGGUUGAAUACACUGGCUUACCUUUGUUACUUAAUGAAUUUUUAUCCAAACAUGACAUCAAACGCAGGUUUUGACAGCUGUAUUCCUAGGUGUGUUUGAAACAUUUUAAUAACUUAAAGUUUAAAAACAAAAAAUAGUUUUCAUACUUUUUUUUUUAGAUGCAUUCUGUUACUGAAGGAGUGUGCAACUUGAUUUUGGCUGAUGACCUUUGCAGAAGUUAAAAGUAAUGUCAUGCUGGUUUUAAAUGUAAAUUAUUUGAUCAGUUGUUUCUGAUAGAAUUAAGAUUUGUUUUGUUUGUUUGCUUAUCACUCAGAAUGGAUAGAAAGCACUAGUUAGUGCAUGUGCUAUGGAAAAUGAAAAGUUCUAAUUCUGUCACUCACUCCACAGUUUUAAAUGAAGGCAGCCCAGUAGUGAGCAUUUUGUGGUUGGGUUAUCUUUUGUUUAGGUUUGUUAGAAACGUUAUAAAAAAACAGUGUGUAUUUUUGAAAGUUAACUAUACCUGUGUAAACUUAAUGUAUUGAACAAUACAUUGAAAGUAAAGUCUUCCUAUAUAGUCUUUAGUUUGAAAAAGAGAGUAUGGUCAGAUGCCAAAGAGAUGGGGAUUUGUUUAAGGAAUAAACACCACUGGUUAUUGAAACACCCAAUGAAAAUGUAUUUCUGGCUGAAAAAUAAAAAGGGUGGUAUAAACAGC